This is a messenger RNA of Paramisgurnus dabryanus, 1420 nucleotides long. Its product is annotated as polymeric immunoglobulin receptor-like. Lineage: Eukaryota; Metazoa; Chordata; Actinopteri; Cypriniformes; Cobitidae. Gene Ontology annotation, cellular component: plasma membrane. Gene Ontology annotation, molecular function: transmembrane signaling receptor activity. The record is from RefSeq and is a predicted model, not a curated record.
UGACCUCCUUUAGAUGUACGUCUCCUUCAGUUUCAUAUUUCAAUUAAAAACUUUUGUUUCCUUACACAAGUGAUCAUUUCUGUUAAGCAGUAAAAGUGCACAUGAACAUGAUGAAGAUAUGGAGAAAUGAAACAUCACAGCUGUUUGACAUGCAGACAUUCAGAUUGAAGUUCAUUUUGGUUAUUCUUUGUCUUAUUCCAGGUGAUGAGUGUAGGACAGUAACUGUUCAGACUGGUGGAUCUGUUAUUAUUCCAUGUCAUUAUGAAAGUAAAUACACCCAACACAAGAAAUACUGGUGUUAUGAUGCAAGAGCAGCUUACAAUUACUGCUCUAUUCUGGCAUAUGCAAAUGAAACUAAUGGAGAUGUGUCAGUAAUUGAUCAUCCUGAUCAGAGUUUAUUUACUGUCACUAUGAGAGACCUGCAGCAUCAAAACACUGGAUAUUACUGGUGUGCUGUGGAAAUUAAAGGAGGCUUGGAUGAGACAGAGCAGCUUUAUAUCACAAUCCAAUCAGCUCCUGAUCUCUCUGUGAUGUCCAGCAGUGUAACUGUAGAUGAAGGUGGUAAUAUCAGUGUACAGUGUCUCUACACCUCUACAUAUAAGAAUAAACACAAACAGUGGUGCAGAUAUAAAGACAAGAGAUGUUACACAGUGGGAAGAUCUGACACAUCCCAGAAUGCAUCAGUUGGGAUGAGUGAUGAUGGGAGAGGAUCUUUGACUGUGGUGAUGUCUGGACUGAUGAAGAGUGAUUCUGGCUGGUAUUACUGUUCUGUAGGAGAUCUACAGGCUCCUGUUCAUCUCACAGUCAAUGUUGCUGUAAGAGAUCUACAGACUUCUGUUAAAUUCGCCGUGUCAAAAGCAACAUCAGCAGUGACUUCAGACAACAGUUCAACAAGAGACAUGAGAGACAUACAGUAUGAUGAUCUGAAGAUUUGGCUUCUACCCAUUGUUCUGCUUCUGCUGCUGAUUCUGGUUACUGUGACAUCUGUGAUACUGAGAAACAAACACAAAAGAAAAAACAAUCACAUUACACAUGAGAAAAAAGUCAGUGAUGAAGACGACUCAGUUAAUUCAUCCUCAGUAAAUCCUGAAUGUGAUGUGAUGUACAGUUCUGGGAUUAAACUUGCCAAGACUGAAGCAUUAAGUCCAGCAGAUGUAGAGGAAAAUGUGAUCUACAGCCCUACAUGUGUUUAGGUGUUUGAUCUGGAUUAAAUACCUGAACAAAAUAUUAACACAGAUGCAAGAGCUUGCAAGUCACCAACACAGAUAAAGUUGUUUUGAAAAGAUAACAUUAUGAAAUCAUUUUAUUAUUUGAGAUAUCCGCCUCUAGAUGUACUGUACAGUACAAUACAGUCAGAAUAUUUUUGGGUUGUUUUGCAUGUGCAAAAAAAAAAGUAUGCUUGCAUGUGUCGUAAUUUAAU